Molecule: messenger RNA, 2007 nt
Organism: Ogataea haglerorum
Lineage: Eukaryota; Fungi; Ascomycota; Pichiomycetes; Pichiales; Pichiaceae
Exons: 1
Coding region: 1-2007 (668 amino acids)
Biological process (GO): intracellular protein transport; vesicle-mediated transport
Cellular component (GO): CORVET complex; fungal-type vacuole
Source: RefSeq, a predicted model, not a curated record
AUGGGUGUUUUGUUUGAUACCAAAACGGUUCCUCAGACAUCAUUGGCAGAUCUGGCCGCCAUUUUUCGGUCAAUUGGUGUCUCAGGGGCGACCAGUGACCAUCUCUUGGUGUUACAGCACAGUAUUUCUCGAUUGUUAGACACCCUGGCUAGUUUUUCCACUUUGAAGAAAGUGACCAAAAUCAGCAAGGUGGUUUGGAUUGACGAGCAGAAUUUCGAUCAUGAACACAUGGAGACCAUCUCGUCCAGCAUAGUAUUUUUGUGCGAUGGCGGGUUUGAGAUUCUGGAUGCCAUUGCGGGGAUUUUAAAGCGCAAGAUCCUUCCUUUCAACAGGACUUCAAAGAUCUCAUUAAUUGUAGCCAAUCGACUGCCUUCCGCCACAGACCUCGCCAUCGAGAAUCUUGGCAUUAAGGGUGACGUGAAAGUCUAUCAUUGGUCGAGCCUCAGACCCAUUGCACUGGAGUCUGACAUCUUAGACCUCUGUUUGCCUCAGGGUGGCCUGGGCGAACUAUUUUCAGGUUCAAUUAAUCCAUUGGAUGAGUUGGCAGGGUCUCUUUUGGACCUGGUGAUAAACUCAGGCUACAAAGUGCGCAUUACGAAUACAUUUAUCAAGGGAGAACACUCGUCCAAACUCUGGAACAUUUACCAAAACAAGUACCAAACACACCUAACAAAAGUCGACCCGAAGACUAAAAAGCGUAUACAGGACCAAGACGAGACUCUAUUUGUCGACCAGCACUCUUUUUUCAACCGGAAUGUCGAUUUUGUUUGUCUGGACCGGUCUGUCGACUUGGUCAGCGCCGUGCUUACGCAACUGACAUAUACAGGACUAUGCCAUGAGACUCUCGGAGUGCAGCUGGGCAUGGUGUCCGUACCAGAGGAAAAUCUCAAGCUUAGAUUUGGAGACUUCAAUGACGAGAUCUACCAAUUGGUGCGGGAUCUCAAUUUUUCGAUGGUGGGCUCGGUACUGAACUCGAAGGCACGCACAUUGCAAGUCGAGUAUGAUAAACGUAACAACCUUACGGACAUUGAAGAAAUGAAGAAAUUUGUUGGAGAGCUGAACAAGCUGAAAGAAAGCCAGAAAUGUGUGCAGAAACACACCGUGGUUGCGGAGAGCAUAUUGAAGUCUGUGAAAGAUGGUGACCUGGAGCGCCAAAUCCCCGGGUUGGAGGCAGAGAUGCCCACCAGUAAUAAGUUCAAUGCAUUCGUGGAGCUACAGCAGGAAAUUCUGAGCGACAGUCUAGACAAUAAGCGGAACUGUGCUGCUAUAUUGGAAUACAUGUACCAAUUCGAACCUCCUCUAUCAGAGGUGUUACGACUGAUGAUCCUCACCAGCAUUGUGAAGAGAGGCGUCCGAGAGCCGGAGUACGAACAUAUGAAAACAGAGAUCUACCACAUGUACGGGAUGGACGCAUUCAAAAUUCUACUCAGAAUGAAAGAACUGAAAAUGGUGUAUCCGCGUGAAAGUCUCUCCUUUCUGCCAACUAGUAUGAGCGAAGAGGUGGUUACUAGUCCGCAUCAGCUCAUCAGGGAUUUCUCAUCCAUUGGCAACGGCUUAAAUCUUAUGCCCGUCUCUGAUCAGGUGGACCCAGCAAACCCUCAGGACGCCGACUUUGGGCUUCCUGGCUACGUUCCUAUUAUUACACGUCUUAUCGAGGCAAUAUACUCUCGAGAGUUCCUUGCAGCCCCGCGCGAUAUGCGGGUGAGGAAGUACGGCUGGGACAAUCUGGAUCUUAGCGCAUUAGAUGGAGAGCUCAGGCAAGAGUUUCUGGUUCCAGAAACUAAGAAGUCCUUGUUCAAUUCAACGAUUCCACCUAAGGCAAGCCAGCUUGCCGACCGGAAAGAUCUCAUUAUUGUCACCGUCGUGGGCGGAAUGACCUACAGCGAAAUCUCAACCAUUCGAUUCGUGCUCAAUAAAAACCCUGUCACCAAAUCAAAGCAGGUAAUUUUUCUUACCCCGGGAAUUAUUACGGGGGUCGACUUGAUUGACAGUUUAAGGUAUAGAUAA